UCCACUCAUAUACAUGGAGUUUCAUUCCAUUCUAUCCAAGUGGGUUUCCCUAUCUGUAUGAUGACUCCAAAGUAUGUAAAGAGGACUAUAUUUAUUCCUCCUCUCCACCAUCUGUGUUCUGACAGGCAAUGAAAAUGAAAAGCAUUUAUUUUGUGGCUGGAUUGCUUUCAAUGAUCAUUCAAGGCAGCUGGCAAAAUCCUCUUCAAGACACAGAAGAGAAAUCCAGAUCAUUCAAAGCUUCCCAGACUGAACCAUUAGAUGAAUCUAGACAGCUGAAUGAAGUAAAACGUCAUUCACAAGGCACAUUCACCAGUGAUUACAGCAAGUACUUGGACACUAGACGAGCUCAGGAUUUUGUGCAAUGGUUAAUGAGCACUAAAAGAAGCGGACAACCGGCACUGGAGGAAAGAGAGAAUGAAAAAUUCCUGGACCAGCUCUCAAGCAAUGGACUCUCGAGGCGUCAUGCUGAAUUUGAGAGGCACGCCGAGGGCACCUACACCAGUGACAUCACUUCUUAUUUGGAAGGUCAAGCUGCCAAAGAGUUCAUUGCUUGGUUAGUGAACGGACGAGGAAGAAGAGAUUUCUCAGAAGAAGCUAAUGCAGUUGAAGAACUGGAUAGAAGACAUGCAGAUGGCACUUUUACCAGUGAUAUCAACAAAAUCCUCGAUGAGAUGACUGCUAAAGACUUCUUAAAAUGGCUGAUUAACACAAAAGUUACCCAGAGGGACCUUUUGGGGGAAUACCAGUGAAAGUACAAAAUAAAUAUGGGACAAGUCAAGAUCUUCUUCACUGCAUCAGCUGCUGGUCACCAGGGAAUUCUGAAAUUUGUGUUCUAUAUAUUAUAUUUAUAAGCCAUAUUGCUUUGCAUGCCAAGAAAUGAAUUUUACUAUAGUGUAGCAUUGCCAAAGGAUUAUAUAUGAAAAAGUUGUUGUCAAAAGGACACACAGAGUAACAGCUUUAAGAAUACUAAAAUGUCUCGUCUUCAUAUUUUUCAAUUAUUUAGGGCCAAAAUAUCUCUCUUUACAUUUAGCAAUGAAAUUAUUUUUCUAUGAAGUCGACCUAUACAUAGGAUUGAUUCCAAAUACCAAAUAUCUGCAUUAUUAGAAAGGGGCUGGUAGUCACAAAUGUCUCAGAAUUGAACUUCCCUCU
Messenger RNA from Gopherus flavomarginatus (Mexican gopher tortoise), 1149 nucleotides. It is a transcript of the gene GCG, whose product is annotated as glucagon. The record is from RefSeq and is a predicted model, not a curated record. Bases 129 to 749 code for a protein of 206 amino acids. Gene Ontology annotation, cellular component: extracellular region. Gene Ontology annotation, biological process: positive regulation of insulin secretion involved in cellular response to glucose stimulus; negative regulation of apoptotic process; adenylate cyclase-modulating G protein-coupled receptor signaling pathway. NCBI's taxonomy places the organism in Eukaryota, Metazoa, Chordata, Testudines, Testudinidae. The transcript is spliced from 6 exons. Gene Ontology annotation, molecular function: hormone activity; glucagon receptor binding.